This is a messenger RNA of Bactrocera dorsalis (oriental fruit fly), 1480 nucleotides long. Its product is annotated as protein YIPF1. NCBI's taxonomy places the organism in Eukaryota, Metazoa, Arthropoda, Insecta, Diptera, Tephritidae. Gene Ontology annotation, biological process: vesicle-mediated transport. The record is from RefSeq and is a predicted model, not a curated record. The transcript is spliced from 4 exons. Gene Ontology annotation, molecular function: small GTPase binding. The coding region runs from base 145 to 1203 and encodes 352 amino acids. Gene Ontology annotation, cellular component: Golgi apparatus; membrane.
CAAAGUAGUUGGCAACGCAACAACAUAUGAUUCGUCAACGUAGUUCAGCAAACAAAUAAUACUGAUUGUCAUUUACGUGUCGUUCACAAAUAAAUUAAUUUUUAUAUAAAUUAAGCUUUUCAUACGAAAUUAGUGCGAUUAAAAAUGCAAACUAGUGGUGCAGAUGAUCUACUACAGUUUCGUGAUUAUAAUAGCACACCCAGCAUGAGUAGCCCACCGGCACAAAUAAAUGUGAACUCGCCCACCCAUUCUAGCGGUUCUGCAGGUGCAACGCGCGGCAGUAAUGCACUCAACGAUUUGAUUUAUGACAUGAGCAAUUCUGCAGGCAUCUUAAGUGGCAGCAACAACGCAGGUGGUGCUGGAAAUAUGAAUAAUAUCCCAGCAGGCGGUGGCGGCGCUGGUGGUGACGCUGAUACUGGCGCCGGCAACAAGGUGUCAUUUCUUACACUUGAAUACUAUCAGCAAUUCUUUAAUGUGGAUACUUAUGUGGUGAUAGAGCGCAUUGCUAAUUCGAUGAUACCAAAGCGUGCUGGUGGCAACUAUUUGCGUUCGAGCAUUGGCCAAAAUCCUGACUUGUACGGACCGUUUUGGAUUACAGUAACGCUGAUUUUUUCGAUUGCCAUAAGUGGCAAUAUCGCAAGUUAUUUACAGCACGCCAAUGACAACUACCACUGGCGUUAUAAUUUCCAUUUAGUCUCCUAUGCCGCCACUUGUAUUUUCAUCUAUGCCAAUCUUUUCCCCAUCGCCUUGUGGGCGCUCUUUAAGUAUAGUCUCAAACCCAUUACCGAUGAUGUGGAAACUGAAAGCGCCGACUACUCGCCCUCCCUCCUGUCACUAAUGUGCAUUUACGGCUAUUCGCUAUUUAUUUACAUACCUGUCUCCGUAUUGUGGGUUAUACAGAUUAGCUUGCUACAAUGGCUACUAGUCAUUACCGCCGCUCUACUCUCGGGCUCCGUGCUGAUUUUCGUGCUCACUCCUGCGCUGCGUAACUCUAAGUUGUCGUUAUUCCUCAUAAUCGGCAUAUUGGCUGCACAUUUUCUACUCGCUGCUGGUUUCAUGUUGUAUUUCUUUCAUGUGCCCAGCAAUGUCGUAGCAAAUGUGCCAGUUCCGGCCGCCUUGGAGGCGGUUACACAGGCUGUGAAACAUGUAGUCACCCCGCCAGCCGUUGCUGGCAAUAUUGUACCGCUCAAUGGCACACGUUGAGUAAAUAUUACUUAAAUAAAUUUUGUUUUUCCUAGAAAAGUAAGAAUUUUUAUUUAAAUUUAAAAUUUUUUUAGAAAUUGUCGAUUUAUGAUUUGCUACGGCCACAAAUUGACACUUUCAAUUUAAUUUGUAAUACAUAAUAAUAAAAUAAUAUUGUUAUUACUAUAUAAUUAUUUACAUGCCAACAUAUUCCAUUGUAAUUACUUAAAUUUAAUUUAAAUAUAAAGCUAUGCCAAGUCGUGGUUAAAUAAAUGGGCAUACAAAUAUACACAAAAAA